Molecule: messenger RNA, 1104 nt
Organism: Nothoprocta perdicaria
Lineage: Eukaryota; Metazoa; Chordata; Aves; Tinamiformes; Tinamidae
Gene: POP4
Product: POP4 homolog, ribonuclease P/MRP subunit
Exons: 7
Coding region: 15-677 (220 amino acids)
Biological process (GO): tRNA 5'-leader removal; rRNA processing
Cellular component (GO): ribonuclease P complex; ribonuclease MRP complex
Molecular function (GO): ribonuclease P RNA binding
Source: RefSeq, a predicted model, not a curated record
GCGGAGCUGCCGCCAUGGAGGGUCUGCUCUACAGCCGCCUGUCCGGCGGCGCCGCGGGGGAGCUGAGCGCGCAGCUGCAGGGCCCCGAGGAGGCCAAGGCCUUCGUGAGCGCCUUCCUGAAGCGCAGCAUGCCCAAGAUGAAGGACGAAGCGAUCCAGGACAUGCUGACUCGCAAAGCUGUCGUCCUCGAGCAUUACUCUAAGAAAAAGAAGAAAGGGAAGAGGAAAAAAAGAAAAGGUUUUACUGCCAAGGAAAGGCGAGAGCUGCGGCUUUUUGAAAUUGAGCCUGAACAGCGAAGAUAUGCACUCUUUCUACCAUUGCAUGAACUCUGGAAACAGUAUAUCAGAGACCUGUGUUACGGACUUAAACCAGAUGCGCAACCCCAGAUGAUUCAGGGCAAACUGCUCAAAGCUGAUCUCCACGGUGCUAUUGUUACAGUAACAAAAUCGAAGUGCCCCUCUUAUGUUGGGAUAACAGGAAUCAUCCUACAAGAAAUGAAACACGUCUUCAAAAUUAUCACUAAAGAAGACAAAUUAAAAGUUGUUCCCAAACUCAACAAUGUGUUUAGCUUGGAGAUUGAUGGAUUUAUUUCCUACAUCUAUGGAAGCAAGUUCCAGUUUAGAGCAAGUGAACGAUCUGCAAAAAAGUUCAAGUUGAAAGGAACUAUUGACCUAUGAUUUCAUGGAAAUGCAAAAGUAUUACUAAUAAGGCUGUUGCUUUCAUGCAGUUUAAAGACCAUUUUUGGCAUAUUGAAAAUGAAGUGACUGAUAAUGUAUCUUUCUAAAGCAUUUCUUCAUACUGAAGAAUCACUAGAAUGUGUUUUGUCUUAAACUGCAACAGUCUGAGACUGCUUUGCAGUUGCAUCUGUUUUGUUACAUGUAAAUAAUAUUCUGACUUAUUAAACUUUUCUGAUUAGUAUGGAUUACUUCUGUCUCAAGUGUAAUUUGCACAAUGAAAAAUAAUUACAUCCUACAACUUCAUUAUUGUUGCCUUAUGUAUAAGUUAGGCUGCAUCUUAUGCUUGUAAGGAGACUGACAACUGCUCUUCUAAGUUCACUAUUCCCAGCUUUGCAUUAACACCAACAUUUUUGUGCAGCACAAGCAU